Cotesia glomerata is the source of this 3457-nucleotide messenger RNA. RefSeq names its product hypoxia up-regulated protein 1 (gene Grp170). Gene Ontology annotation, molecular function: ATP-dependent protein folding chaperone; ATP binding. Gene Ontology annotation, biological process: cellular response to hypoxia; negative regulation of hypoxia-induced intrinsic apoptotic signaling pathway; endoplasmic reticulum unfolded protein response. NCBI's taxonomy places the organism in Eukaryota, Metazoa, Arthropoda, Insecta, Hymenoptera, Braconidae. Bases 338 to 3145 code for a protein of 935 amino acids. The transcript has 8 exons. Gene Ontology annotation, cellular component: endoplasmic reticulum chaperone complex. The record is from RefSeq and is a predicted model, not a curated record.
ACCGAAAGAUAACCCAUUGUUGCCGGUACAUUCACGACAGCUUGGUCUAUUUAGUUGUAACGUUGUAAUAACGAUUGAUGGAUUGUGACUAGACUGGUAGCCACGUGUAAUUAUUCGUGACAUUUCUCCAGGUAAAAAAUUAACAAAUAUAUAAUCUAAAAAAUUUUAACUCAAUCACAAUAUUUAUUACUUCUAAUAUAAAACGUUCUUACUGCAAUUGCCAGAAAGCGAGUAAAGCUUUUGUCAAAAUAAACGUCAGCUGUCAAUGAUAAUUAAGUUUUUCAUAAAAUAUUUUUUAAUGUAUUUGUGAACCAUAGAAAAAUAUAAUAAAUAAAAAAUGAAGUCAAUAUUAAUGGGAUCAUUGGCGACUCUGCUGGUGGCAUUGUCAUUCUACGUUGAAGAUGUUAAUUCUGUCGCUGUUAUGAGCGUCGACUUGGGCAGUGAAUGGAUGAAAGUAGCCUAUGUUUCUCCGGGAGUUCCGAUGGAAAUAGCGCUGAAUAAAGAAUCCAAAAGAAAAACAGCUACAAUGAUUGCAUUUCGCGAAGACGAAAGGGUAUUUGGCGAAGAUGCUCAAAUAGUAGCUGCUAAAUAUCCCACCAAAAAUUUCCAGUACCUCGUGGACUUGCUGGGAAAGCCAAUAGACAACCCAAUAGUUCAAUUAUUCAGAAAAAGGUUCCCUUAUUAUGAGAUUGUCGCUGACGAAGAACGUAACACGAUUGCGUUCAAAUUCAACGACGGUACACUGUAUACUCCAGAAUUGCUUUUAGCGCAAAUUUUGAUAAAGUCGAAAGAGUUUGCUGAAAACUCGGCUGGUCAGAAAAUAACUGAGACUGUUAUUACUGUGCCUGGAUAUUUCAAUCAGGCUGAAAGAAAGGCAAUGAUGCAAGCCGCAGAUUUGGCGGGUAUUAAAGUGCUACAGCUGAUUAAUGAUUAUACGGCUGUCGCGCUUAACUACGGUAUCUUCCAUCGCAAGGAGAUCAAUGAUACCGCGCACUACAUUAUGUUUUAUGAUAUGGGCGCUAGCUCGACGACUGCUACGAUUGUCAGUUACCAGAAUGUUAAAACGAAAGACCGCGGGUUUGUUGAGACGAGCCCACAGGUGAGUGUUCUUGGCGUUGGGUACGACAGAACACUUGGCGGCUUGGAAGUACAAGUUAGAUUACAAAAUUAUUUGGCUACCGAAUUUGAUAAACUCAAGAAGACGGAGAAUUCCGUGUUCAAUAAUCCACGUUCGAUGGCUAAGCUUUUUAAAGAGGCUGGGCGGGUAAAAAAUGUCUUGAGUGCGAAUGCUGAUCAUUUUGCUCAAGUUGAAAGCUUGCUUGAUGAUCAGGAUAUGAAGAUUCCUGUUACUAGAGAAAAACUCGAAGAGCUAUGCGCUGAUUUGUUUGAACGAGUCACUGCUCCUAUUAAAAUGGCAUUGACUACUUCAGGUUUGACAAUGGAUAUCAUUUCUCAAGUGGUGUUAGUUGGAGCGGGUACUCGUAUGCCUAAAAUCCAAGAAAUAUUGACUGAAUUCGUAGGAAGCGAUCUAUCGAAAAAUAUAAAUACUGACGAAGCCGCUGCUCUAGGUGGAGUCUACAGAGCCGCUGACUUAAGUCAGGGUUUCAAAGUAACUAAAUUUAUUAUCAAAGACUCCGUUCUGUUUCCAAUUCAAAUUGUAUUUGAUAAAACUAAUGACGAAAAGGGUAACAAACAGGUACGAAGAACAUUAUUCGGAAGAAUGAAUUCUUACCCACAAAAGAAAAUAAUAACUUUCAAUAAACGUAAAGGAGACUUUUCUUUUGCUGUUAAUUACGCUGAUUUAGAUUAUUUACCUGCUCAUGAAAUUGAAGCUAUUGGAAGUUUGAAUUUAUCGGUAAUUAAUUUAUCGGGAGUCACGGAAGCACUUGAGAAACAUGCUAAAGAAAACGCAGAGAGCAAGGGUAUAAAGGCACAUUUCCUGAUGGAUGACAGUGGUAUUCUAAAUCUAGUUAACGUUGAAGCUGUUGCUGAGAAAACUAUUACCGAAGUUAAAGAUGAGGGUACUUUGUCUAAAUUAGGUUCAACUAUAAGCCAACUUUUCUCUGGAGCCGAGGAGACUGAUCAAGUGGAAAAAUCUGAAGAGCUACUCAAGGAAGAUGUUAAACCCGUCCAUGAAGAUCCGGAACAGCCGGCUAAGCCAGAGGACAAAAAAGCAAAGACUGAUAAUGAGACUAAAUCUGACGAUAAAACGUCGAAUCAAACUGAGACUAAAGUUGAAAAGAAACCGACGUUAACUGUUCUUAAAGAAUCCAUCAGUGCCAAUCAGGAUAAAUUUGGAUCUCAAGAAUUGACUGGCAGUAAAUUAGAAGCUUCUUUUGAAACAUUGCGAGCUCUGGAGCAACGUGAUAAAGAUAAAGUAAAGAGAGAAACAGCACAAAAUAAUUUGGAGUCAUUUGUUAUCGACACACUGCAAUAUUUGUCGACUGACGAAUACAAGCAAGCUUCCACCCCCGAAGAAGUUGAAGAAAUCACUAAGAUAUGUCAGACGACAUCCGACUGGCUGUAUGAAGAUGGGUUUGAUGCGCCAACUGAUUUGUAUGAACAAAAGUUGGUCGAAUUGAAAGAAAAAACAGCUGGAAUUUAUGAACGUGUGUUUGAACAUCGAGAGCGUCCAGAUGUACUCGCUGGAAUGCGGUCGAUGCUCAAUGGAAGCAAUGUCUUCUUGACUAACAUGAAGAAUGUCCAAGGUGCUGAACAAAUAUUUACUCAAGUUGAAAUUGACAAGCUAGAAAAAACUAUCAAUGAAACUCAGGAAUACCAUGACUUGGUUGUCAAAACAACAAACGAGACUCCUUUAUUUGAGCCGGUGAAAUAUUCAGUACGAGACAUUGCUAAUAAAAUGGCUCUGCUUGAUCGCGAGGUAAAAUACUUAGUCAACAAAGCCAAAAUCUGGAAGCCCAAGCAAGAGAGUGUAAACCAAACAGAAAAAUCAGACACUUCGAAGGCUAACGAAACUGACUCGUCAAGUACAACUGAUAGCGACGAGGAAGUGACGUUCGAUACCGAAGAUACUGAUGCCAAGGCAGCUGAAGAACCAGUAGCUCCUGAAGAUACACCAGCGUUACCUGAAGCUAAAAAUACUACAGAUGAAUCUAAGAGUGAAGAUAAACAUAUAGAACUUUAAAACGCGUGUAUUUUAGAAAAAAAUUAUUUCAUAUUUAAUAAUUGUUUUUUUUUUUUUUUUUUUUUUUUUCUAUUGGUUACAUUGCCGAGAGUGAAUGAAAACAAAUAUUUUUUAUCAUUAAAAACUUUUACAUUUAUCUAGAACUUAUAAUAUAUGCGGUAAGCGAUUUAUUUGUUUUUUUUUUUUUUUUUUAUUUUAUGUAUAAAUACGCCUGCACAAGUCUGCGUUAAAGCAAAUCAUGUACAGUAUUGAUUAUAAUUAUAUAAAUUACCAUCGACAAAUUUUUCCAUUAAAAGAUUCAUACAAAUUUUA